This is a messenger RNA of Aspergillus wentii DTO 134E9, 2133 nucleotides long. RefSeq lists its product as uncharacterized. Gene Ontology annotation, biological process: L-phenylalanine catabolic process. The record is from RefSeq and is a predicted model, not a curated record. Bases 1 to 2133 code for a protein of 710 amino acids. Gene Ontology annotation, cellular component: cytoplasm. Lineage: Eukaryota; Fungi; Ascomycota; Eurotiomycetes; Eurotiales; Aspergillaceae. The transcript has 3 exons. Gene Ontology annotation, molecular function: ammonia-lyase activity.
AUGAAGUCUCCGUCCUCCCAAUCACAUCUGCAAACUGCACACCAGACAUGGCAGCGAAUGCAGCACCUGUUAGCACGCCAGGAGAUUCAAGUGGAUGGCACGAGUCUUGAUAUUGCCGCCGUGACGGCUGUGGCAUACCACGGUUGCGUUCCCAAACUCUCGACCAAUCCCGCUGUCAUAGAACGCAUUGAAGCAAGCGUGCGAGUAUUGAAGGGUCAUCUAGAUAAAGGCCAUUUUGUAUAUGGAGUCAACACUGGUUUUGGGGGCAGCGCCGAUGUCCGAACAGAUCGAGUCAUCGCAUUGCAAUCCGGGCUGCUCCAGCUCCUCCAGGCCGGAGUCCUUGUUUCCUCAGACAAGAACAAUGGAAAGGUUUCAAAGAACCAACGUGCUUUGGAGACACAUGCCAUGCCCGCUCCCUGGGUACGAGCUGCCAUGGUGGUUCGGGGUAAUACCAACACACGCGGGCACUCUGCCGUUUCAGUGCCUGUAAUUGAGACCAUCUUGGGCCUCGUGGAACGCCAUAUUACACCUAUUGUUCCCUUGAGAGGCACCAUAUCAGCAUCUGGUGAUCUGAUUCCGCUUUCGUACAUUGCGGGUGCCAUCGAGGGCAGCCCAGAUGUUUAUGUUCAAAUACAUGACUCCGAUAAGCCAUCCGUUAUGUCUGCCCGUGAUGCUCUAUCAUCAAAGGGAAUCAACACCCAGGUGUUGGGCCCCAAGGAAGGAUUGGGUUUAGUCAAUGGGACGUCCUCAUCUGCUGCACUUGCUAGUUUGGUGAUGUAUGAAUCCCAUCAACUAGCCGUCCUAGUCCAGGCUAUUUCUGCAAUGGCUGUUGAAGCACUCAUGGGGACCUCAGAGAGCUUCAAUCCUUUCAUGUCUGAUGUACGGCCGCAUGAUGGCCAGAAAGAAUGUGCCGCUAAUUUGAUGGGACUUCUCCAAGGUUCACAUUUAGCACAUGGAAUUCAACAAGAGAAGGAUCGCAAUCGUGCAGGCCUGGUCCAAGACCGUUACUCUCUGCGCACUGUCCCACAGUGGAUUGGACCUCAGCUAGAGGAUCUUCUUUUGGCCCAUCAACAAGUCUCCGUCGAACUCAAUUCCACCACUGAUAACCCGCUGAUUGAUGGUGUAAGUGAGGACAUCUUCUAUGGAGGCAACUUCCAGGCCGUUUCUAUCACCUCGGCCAUGGAAAAGACAAGAUUGUCCCUUCAGAUGUUUGGCAAACUGCUUUUCUCGCAAGCCACAGAAAUGAUCGAUCCAAACUAUAACAACGGACUGCCUACCAAUCUCGUGGCCGAUGAUCCACGACUUUCUUUUACCAUGAAGGGUGUGGAUAUCAGCAUGGCAUCCUAUAUGGCAGAGCUGGCCUACCUUGCCAAUCCUGUCAGCUCCCAUGUACAGCCAGCUGAGAUGCAUAAUCAGGCUAUUAACUCUAUGGCCUUUGUAUCUAGCAGGUACAGCAUGCAGGCAGUGGAGGUUGUGUCGCUCAUGAGUGCUUGCAGUGUCUAUGUUGGCUGUCAAGCGCUAGACCUGCGUGCCAUGCAUCUAAGCUUCCUCGAGAACCUGAUGCCUCAACUUCAUGCCCUGACAGCAGACAUCUUCGCAGCUCAUCUUUCGGGGCAAUGGCUAGUCGAUUUGAACAGUCGACUGAGCACGCAUGUUGCAAAUACCUGGCCCACAACCAACCGCCUAAGUCUGGAAGACCGUUCUAAUACCGUCGUUAAGAAUUCGAUUUCUGUUUUCCUUGAUGUCUUCACAUCAUACGGUAGCGGGCCCAAUCUGGUUGACUUGAACAAUUGGAAAUCCAAAGCCAUUGCCCUGUUGAACAAGGUAUUCAAAGACACAUCCGACAGCUUUUUCCACGCCCAACACACUGAAUCUCUCCUCGGCGUGGGCUCGAAGGUCUUGUAUCAGACUGUCCGAAGAGACUUGGGGGUUCCUUUCCACCAAGGUUUUAUCGAACACCCCACAGCCCAAGAUGACACGCUGAACGGUCGGGCUAAAAAGACAGUCGGUUCCUGGAUUUCAAUUAUAUAUGAAGCCAUUCGGGAUGGCCGGCUGUUGAAUCCCUUGAUGGCCUCGCUUAGUAGCUCGACACACGCCAGUUGGGUUAAUGGGCAACGUGUUUCCAAACUGUAA